GGAUGGAGAACAUGGAUUAGAGCGUGCGAGGUGUGGCAUACGAUUGCUGAUCCCAUGAUAUAUAUCUACUCCAGUUAAAAUUGUACCACGGACGAGUCGAUUCUGCUUAUUCCGAGCUUGCAGCUCCCAGUACCCCUCAAUACAACCUACUCCCACCUAGCCGAUCCUCCCCUUCAGUCCAAGGGCUGCUUUGGAGCUGAACGAUCGUCUCAUUCCACAAGAACCGGCCCCCCCACACGACGUCAUCACAACGCCCGGAAGUUUCUCCCUAGGUUGAACACAAGAAUCUUUUACUGGAUACUACUUCUUUCACCCAUCAGCUCGAAUCGAUAUCCGAUCAUAAUGUCGCAGACGGAGUACCAGGAGGCCCGUAGGCCGUCGCUCGCCGAGAAUCAGACGACGUUGAAGUCGGAGAUUCCACUGAAGGACCGCUUUUUCCGGUACUUUCAGCAUGAGAUCACCGAUCUGCAGGAGCAGAUGGAUCGAUUAGCCGAUACUUCACUCGUGGGUGGCGAGCGGGCCGACGCAACGGAUCACUGUCUAGCUGGUAUUGCACGAUUGUCCAACGAGGUCAAAGAUGCCGCAAGUUAUAUCCCGACCUAUGAUCAACGGAUAUAUGCCGAAGCCAUCAAGGCGCUCCAAGACAAGUUGAUCGAAACUCGGGCCGCCAUGGAGCCGCGGCCCAAAUUCUCUUUUAAGACGAAGAAAAACCCCUCCGCGAUUUCCCUGUCCGACGCGGUAGAGCUGGCUGCGCAGGGCCGUCGCGGGAUUCCAGGAUACCGGUCUUCUGGACCCUCUUCCGCCGAUUCAUCCGCGAUCAAUACGCCGCUGUAUCCAUCCACCCCCCUUAAUGAGCCGGACAGACAGCAACGGAGUCAGCCUGAGAUCACCCCGACAUCUUUUCCCGGCGUGGUGGUUGGUGAACAAGAGGAUAAUGCCGCCGCAGAGAAACGGGCCGCCAAACUGCUGGCUCCCAGUUCAGCAACCUCUGUGACUGUUAACAACCACUCUGGCCUGCAUAUCAUGCUGCCGGUCUCAGCAUCCAGCGCUACGGUGCCUGCGUCCAUCACCUCCCUUCAACAUUGCGUGGUGGACAUGUCGAUCCCAACCACCAACGGGAAACCAUACGCGAGUCUGGCCAUCAAGGGGGUCAAGGAAAGCCUUCUUAUCUGCGGGCAGGUCAACGGGCCCGCCCAUAUUACGGAUGUAGAACACAGCGUGAUCGUGGUUUCCUGCCACCAGUUCCGCAUGCACAACUGCAAGGACGUGGACGUAUACCUCAGUUGCUCGAGCAACCCCAUCAUUGAAGACUGCCAUAACGUCCGGUUUGGACGGAUUCCCAAAGCUUACGCCCUGGAUCAGAACCACGCCGAUCAUGAAGACCGAUGGAACCAAAUCGAGGAUUUCAAGUGGAUCAAACCUGAGCCUAGCCCCAACUGGAGCCUGUUGAAUCAGAGCGAGUGUGUGCCUGAAGAGGUCUGGGCGGAGAUCGUGCCUGGCGGGCCGGGCUGGUCGCUGGAUGAUAUUCUGCGCGCAACGAAACUGAUCAGUCAGUAGUAAUAUUGGGUACUAUUUUUUAUGGUUUCCAAAUUUGUCAUUAUUUCACUAUGCUAUUAUUACUAUGAUCAUAAUUCUGUACCUUUGUUCAUUAAUUAGGCUUAUUUGACCUGUAUCUCAAGGACUGUUGCGUUUUAUAUUAUCUCAGGCGUGGGGGUAUAUGCAGGAUUGAAUGGACGGCUUCGGGG
Penicilliopsis zonata CBS 506.65 is the source of this 1745-nucleotide messenger RNA. RefSeq lists its product as hypothetical. Gene Ontology annotation, biological process: tubulin complex assembly; post-chaperonin tubulin folding pathway. The record is from RefSeq and is a predicted model, not a curated record. Bases 343 to 1557 code for a protein of 404 amino acids. The transcript has 5 exons. Gene Ontology annotation, cellular component: cytoplasm. Lineage: Eukaryota; Fungi; Ascomycota; Eurotiomycetes; Eurotiales; Aspergillaceae.